CGCGGGGCUGAGGCGGGUGGGAGCCGAAGCCUAGCGCGGGUUGAGGGAAGAGGGCAGUGACUGGCGAGUGGCGCGGGACCCGGAGCCUCUUGCACUUUUUUUCCUCCCGAGUGCCCCCUCCCACCUCUCCCACUCCACACACACCCUGUUUGCCCGUGAGCCUGGGGAACUUGCAGCUUAAAGCCAGCCACCCCCACGGCAACAUGUACCCCAGCAACAAGAAGAAAAAGGUGUGGAGAGAGGAGAAAGAACGUUUACUGAAGAUGACCUUAGAGGAGAGACGCAAAGAAUACAUAAGGGACUAUGUUCCCCUGAACACCAUCCUAUCGUGGAAGGAGGAGAUGAAGGGCAAGAGCCAAAAUGAUGAAGAAAAUACUCAGGAAACAUCACAGGUGAAGAAAAGUUUGAGUGAAAAAGUUUCUCUCUAUAGAGGUGACAUCACAUUGCUAGAGGUAGAUGCUAUAGUCAAUGCGGCAAAUGCCAGUCUUCUUGGAGGAGGAGGUGUGGAUGGCUGUAUUCACAGAGCAGCUGGGCCCUGUUUACUGGCUGAAUGUCGUAACCUGAAUGGCUGUGAAACUGGACAUGCAAAAAUCACAUGUGGCUAUGACCUGCCUGCAAAAUAUGUCAUCCAUACUGUAGGACCAAUAGCCAGAGGCCAUAUUAAUGGUUCCCACAAGGAAGACCUUGCAAAUUGCUACAAAUCAUCUCUGAAGCUGAUGAAAGAAAAUAACAUCCGAUCAGUCGCAUUUCCCUGCAUCUCAACCGGCAUUUAUGGUUUCCCAAAUGAGCCUGCUUCUGUCAUUGCCCUCAGCACCAUUAAGGAAUGGCUGGCCAAGAAUCAUCACGAGGUGGAUCGGAUCAUCUUCUGUGUCUUCUUAGAAGUUGACUUCAAAAUCUACAAAAAGAAAAUGAGCGAGUUUUUCCCUGCAGAUGAUAAUAAUGAAGAAGAAGGUGUUGACAUGAAAGAAGAUUCAGAUGAGAACGGUCCAGAGGAAAAACAAAGUACAGAAGAAAUGGAAGGGCAGAGCCAAGAAGCAGACGGUGUCAACGCUGCAACUGGGCCCAGCCCUGCUUCAGAAGAGGCCGUUGAAGUCUGUAAAGAUGAAGAUUCUGCAAAGGAUGACCAUAUUACAAAAGACAAUGAAGUGACAGAUCAUUCUGUGUGUGACCAAGAUCAUCCUAAUGGACAAGAGCAUGAUUCAACGAAGAAUGAAAUAAAAAUUGAGGCAGACUCCCAGAGCUCAUAUAUGGAAACAGAAGAGCUCUCACCAAACCAGGAAGAUGACACGACUGUGGAGCAACCAGAAUUGAUCCCGCUAACAGAUAACCAAGAAGACAAAGAAGGUGAAAAAGCUCAAGGCGAGGACACACCUAGAGUUCCUGUGCAAAGCGAAGGCUCUGGCUACACAGAAAACUCUCCAAGUCCUGAUGAUGAAAUGAAUAGUCAGGUUGACAGUGUAAAUGACCCAACAGAGAGUCACCAAGAAGAUUAA
Messenger RNA from Neomonachus schauinslandi (Hawaiian monk seal), 1493 nucleotides. RefSeq names its product mono-ADP ribosylhydrolase 2 (gene MACROD2). Lineage: Eukaryota; Metazoa; Chordata; Mammalia; Carnivora; Phocidae. The record is from RefSeq and is a predicted model, not a curated record. Bases 204 to 1493 code for a protein of 429 amino acids. Gene Ontology annotation, biological process: DNA damage response; peptidyl-glutamate ADP-deribosylation; purine nucleoside metabolic process. The transcript has 17 exons. Gene Ontology annotation, cellular component: nucleoplasm. Gene Ontology annotation, molecular function: ADP-ribosylglutamate-[protein] hydrolase activity.